Globicephala melas (long-finned pilot whale) is the source of this 669-nucleotide messenger RNA. RefSeq names its product WW domain-containing oxidoreductase-like. Gene Ontology annotation, biological process: positive regulation of transcription by RNA polymerase II; hippo signaling. NCBI's taxonomy places the organism in Eukaryota, Metazoa, Chordata, Mammalia, Artiodactyla, Delphinidae. Gene Ontology annotation, cellular component: nucleus; cytoplasm. Gene Ontology annotation, molecular function: transcription coactivator activity; protein binding. The record is from RefSeq and is a predicted model, not a curated record.
GCCGAGCGGCCGUGCGAGCUCGUGGGUUCUUUCCCCGUAGGUCUUCUCAGGCCCCGCCUCCUUUGACUCCGGCAGCUGCGCAAUUGCGGAGACUGGAUUCACCUGCCGAGUCGGAGGAGGGGCUCCGGGCGGCACAGUGCGCAGGCGCGGGCGUUCGGGGCUCGCGGCGCGCGGCGCUCGGUUGAAGCGGGACUGAGUUCUGGUCGCGGAGACCCGGCAGCGGGCGAGCGAGCGGGUGACCGGGCGCCUUCUCUGCAGCCAUGGCAGCCCUGCGCUACGCAGGCCUGGACGACACGGACAGCGAGGACGAGCUGCCCCCGGGCUGGGAGCAGAGAACCACCAAGGACGGCUGGGUUUACUAUGCCAAUCACACGGAAGAGAAGACUCAGUGGGAACAUCCGAAAACUGGGAAAAGAAAGCGAAUAGCAGGAGAUUUGCCCUAUGGAUGGGAACAAGAAACUGAUGAGAAUGGACAAAUGUUUUUUGUCGACCACAUAAAUAAAAGAACUACCUACUUGGACCCAAGACUGGCAUUUACUGUGGACGAUAAUCCUACGAAGCCAACCACCAGACAGAGAUACGACAGCAGCACAACCGCCAUGGAAAUCCUCCAGGGCCGGGAUUUCAGUGGCAAAGUGGUCGUGGUUACCGGAGCGAAUUCGGGAAUAG